AUGCUUGGCAGUUACAGUUUGUUUUGGAAGUUUAGGGCACAUGAAACUGUGGGGUCCGCGAAACGCAUUGCUCUGUUUUGGAAUCGCGAGACCCCGCAGCCGCUCGAAGUUUGUCCCUCUGGUGCUUCCGUAGCUGUUUCUGUCAUCAGCAGCAGCAACAUGGCGAGCUCCGGUGGCGUAGUGCGGGACGGGGACUUCAUGAGACAUGCAGAAUAUACACCGAAAUCCAGCGGGCAGAAUGAGACAGAUAUUGACAAACGCCUUGGUGGCUGUCUGAUGGCAGUGGGGCUGGGAGUUGCAGCGGCAGGGUUUGCAGGUCGAUAUGCAUUCCACUUAUGGAGGCCUUUGAGUCAGGUUAUUACAGAAGCUACUAAGAAGUUACCCACUGCGUCAUUUUCUGCAUAUUACAAAGGAGGAUUUGAGCAGAAGAUGACCAGACGGGAAGCCAGCCUUAUUCUCGGGAUCAGUCCGACCAGCACUAAGGCAAAGGUACGGGAAGCCCACAGAAGGAUCAUGGUACUAAAUCAUCCAGAUAAAGGAGGAUCCCCGUAUUUGGCAGCUAAGAUCAAUGAAGCAAAAGAUCUGCUUGACUCUGGCCCUCGCCGCUGACCCAGCUGCCCGCGCUACCCCAACAGAGACUUACAUCUACUUCAGUGCCGCCAACUCACCCACGAGCCUCCACAAGUCAUUGUUCUCCUCCAUGUUUAUCUUCCAUAAAUCAGUCGACUUUCAGUAUAUUGCGCUCCGUUCUAUCUGUCACUGUUCCUCACCGCCACUGUCGGCAAAGGUUGAUGCUUCACGUUUAAGGAUCUUCACGCUGUCCAUGUGAAAUAUCUCACAGUAAUCUUUAUUAUUUAUUGAGGUGACUUCUGUAAUGUUUAACGUCUGCUGAAAAAUCUGGUGGAUAUAUCAUUUCCAGUGGUUUAAAAAGCCCAGAGUUGUCCCCUAAUUCUAUCUAGAUGUUGUUGUUUUACAAAUCUGGAAUGACUCAUUGUGAGUAUUUUUGUAUAUGUUUGUACGCUACCAUUUUCCUCCUGCUGUGCUCUGACUGAUGCCUGUGGUACAGAUGCCUGUCUGGUCUGCACAUCUGACGGAUCCACGCGGGAACGGAGCAGCUGGGAUUAAACAGAGGGACAUUCUGGACACUGACAGCUGAUUUGCCGUUUGUCAGCCUGAGAUUAAUACCACAACUCAAGCUGCACAAACCAGUAACACGUUAUUGCAAAAGGAAUAUAAAGCAAGCAGCAGUGAAAGAAAUUGCUUCUAGGAUGCAUUUUAGAUUUCAUUUCCUUGAGAGCAAUGUUGAGCUACAUUCAGAAUAGAGUAUUAGCUUGUGCCUACUGCCUACUCUAUUUCAAAAAUAGCUUGUAAAAUGAAGGUAUAUUACAUCAUAAACAUAUCAGACAGUUUUAUGCUUUGUUACUGUCAUAUGAUCUCAUUAUUUUAGAUGUGAGAGGCAUCCAGUCAUUAUAAUGGAAAACAGAUAUGGUUGUAAUGAAUGUUUAAUUAAAUUUAAUGCAAAAAAAGCUA
Molecule: messenger RNA, 1530 nt
Organism: Cyprinus carpio (common carp)
Lineage: Eukaryota; Metazoa; Chordata; Actinopteri; Cypriniformes; Cyprinidae
Product: dnaJ homolog subfamily C member 15-like
Biological process (GO): protein import into mitochondrial matrix
Cellular component (GO): PAM complex, Tim23 associated import motor
Molecular function (GO): ATPase activator activity
Source: RefSeq, a predicted model, not a curated record